GAUUCCUCUCUCUCUGUCUCUCUCUCUCUCGAAGCGAAAAGAAAGGGGUCGCCUGAGAUCACGGACGAAGAUGGCGAAGGCCGUCGCGGUUCUCGGUAGCAGUGAUAGCGUCAAGGGCACCGUGUACUUCGCCCAGGAAGGGGAUGGUCCGACUACCGUGACUGGCACGAUUUCUGGUCUCAAGCCUGGACUUCAUGGGUUCCAUGUUCAUGCUCUCGGUGACACCACCAAUGGUUGCAUGUCCACUGGGCCGCAUUUUAAUCCUGCGGGGAAGGAACAUGGAGCGCCGGACGAUGCGGGCCGCCACGCCGGCGAUCUUGGGAAUGUGACCGCCGGGGAGGAUGGUACUGUCACUUUCUCCAUCACUGAUAGCCAGAUUCCCCUCUCCGGUCCAAAUUCCAUUAUCGGGAGGGCUGUUGUGGUCCAUGCCGAUCCAGAUGAUCUUGGAAAAGGUGGUCAUGAGCUGAGCAAGACCACUGGGAACGCUGGCGGAAGGGUUGCCUGCGGCAUUAUUGGAUUGCAAGCUUGAUCAUCUUUUUCACCUAUUGGUUGGAUGCUGAGGUUUUGUCAUAGAGUACAUUAGAACAACUAUUUGAGUUCCAAAGAAUGUGUACUGAAACUCUCCUUUGAGACAUCCCUUUCUGCAUGCUUUAUUUGGAAACCUUUACAUUAGCUAUGAAAAAUAAAACAACUUGGGGAGAUGAAUUCACAACA
Molecule: messenger RNA, 714 nt
Organism: Musa acuminata subsp. malaccensis (wild Malaysian banana)
Lineage: Eukaryota; Viridiplantae; Streptophyta; Magnoliopsida; Zingiberales; Musaceae
Gene: CSD1C-1
Product: superoxide dismutase [Cu-Zn]
Biological process (GO): superoxide metabolic process
Molecular function (GO): copper ion binding
Source: RefSeq, a predicted model, not a curated record